Messenger RNA from Penicillium mononematosum, 1377 nucleotides. RefSeq lists its product as uncharacterized. The record is from RefSeq and is a predicted model, not a curated record. The transcript has 2 exons. Gene Ontology annotation, biological process: transmembrane transport; amino acid transport. Gene Ontology annotation, cellular component: membrane. Gene Ontology annotation, molecular function: transmembrane transporter activity. NCBI's taxonomy places the organism in Eukaryota, Fungi, Ascomycota, Eurotiomycetes, Eurotiales, Aspergillaceae. The coding region runs from base 1 to 1377 and encodes 458 amino acids.
AUGGGGAUCACAGCUUCUAACACCCAUGAAACAACAACAUCUGGGACCCACGAUGAUAUGGUCAAUGCUAAACCGCAUUUCAAUUUCCUGGGAUGUCUGGGUAUGAACUUCUCGAUAUCCAUGACCCCGCUGGCUAUUGGGACUUAUCUUUCGCUGAGUAUUGGGACUGGCGGUCCUCCAUUUUUCCUCUAUGAGUUCAUCUUCGCGGGGCUUGGUCAGAUCGUAUUAUGUGUUGCUUUGGCUGAGAUGGCAUCUGGCCUCCCACACUCAUCUGGCCCGGCUUAUUGGGUUGUCGUUUUGGGGCCGAAGGCUCUAUCACGGCCAUUAGGAUAUGUCGUGGGAUGGCUCACGAAUGCAUGCUGGUUUUUUAUCAGUUGUGCAUCAUUCCUGUUCCUGGCACAGCUAACCAUGGCUCUUGUUGAGGCAGCUGAGCCUAGCUAUAACCCGAAAGUCUGGCAUACAUACCUGAUUUACUGUGCCUUUGCUACCAAUGGCUUUCUCGUCAAUCUGCCUCGUGUGUUCAAAGUCAUAUCCUGGUCCCUAUCGGCGUCGGUCUUCAUUAUCAAUGCCUCCGCAUUGUUUAUCUUCAUCUCGUUGCUCGUCCGCGCCCACCCGAAGCAAUCCGCCCGGACCGUGUUUGUCGAUGUUGUCAACAAAACGGGGUGGGAUUCCGAUGUCGUUGUAUUCUUCUUGAGCAUCCUUCCGGGUGCUGCCAGUGUCGGUGGCCUGGAUUCUGCCCUCCAUCUCACAGAUGAGGUAGAUCGUCCUUCCAAGCAAAUCCCUAUGGUCAUGAUUAGCUCAGCCCUACUGAGUUUCUUUACCGGAAUUCCGUCUAUCAUUAUAUAUCUUUUCUGCAACACGAAUCCGGAAGGCCUGCUUGACCCAGUCGGCGGACAGCCCAUCAUCCAGCUUUUCUUCGACGCAUACGACUCUAAAGCUCUCAGUAUUCUCGCCUCCACAUUUCUUAUAAUGUGUUUUACAAUCGCGGGCUGGGCUGCUCUAACGAGCUGGAAUCGCCUCUACUGGUCCUUCUCCCGGGAUAGAGGAUUUCCAUUUUCUCAAUUUUCAGCCAAACUCUCUUCAUCGGAUGAUCUACCCAUCAACGCGUUAUAUAUAAACCUUCUCCUCAUUAUCGCGCUGGGCGCUGUGCAGCUGGGUUCCACAACCGCCAUGAACGCCUUACUCGGGGGUGCCAGUUUAUGCGGCAAGUCUUCCUUCGGUAUUGCCCUGGCGUUGCUCCUGUGGCGAGGUAGAGACUCACUUCCGAGAGACAGAUGGUUGAACCUGGGUAAAUAUGGUGUGGCAGUGGAUGCAAUUGCGAUUCUUUGGAUUGUCUGGAUGUGUAUCUGGAUUUCAUUCCCUUGUACAUUCCGGUGA